This is a messenger RNA of Galendromus occidentalis (western predatory mite), 1428 nucleotides long. RefSeq names its product Decapping enzyme, scavenger (gene Dcps). Gene Ontology annotation, cellular component: P-body; nucleus. The record is from RefSeq and is a predicted model, not a curated record. Gene Ontology annotation, biological process: deadenylation-dependent decapping of nuclear-transcribed mRNA. The transcript has 5 exons. Lineage: Eukaryota; Metazoa; Arthropoda; Arachnida; Mesostigmata; Phytoseiidae. Gene Ontology annotation, molecular function: RNA 7-methylguanosine cap binding; hydrolase activity. Bases 201 to 1268 code for a protein of 355 amino acids.
GCGAGUAAGUACUCAGACCCGGUGAACUCGAUGCCGGUCAAGUGUAUUCCGGAAGACGAUCCUGUGAACGCAUUGAUCGGCGGAGUGAAUUGAAACCGAAUUGCUCUCCGAAGAUCAAGCUUCCAAGAACGAUCGAUAGCUUUGAGAAUGAUUGGAGUUUUCCUGCCCCGUGGGGGCUGGCCGCUGGUAUCCUCCUUCCGAUGAUUGCUGCGAGACGCGGGGCUUUCACGGCGCCAUCUCAAGCCGGAGAUGUAACGGUCGAAUCCCGAUGGAAUCAUACGAUAAAUGAAGCCGCGAUUCCUUCCAGGAUCCCGAAGAAGAUGUCUGACGAGAUCAGAGAAGCGGUACCCUGCGACUUCACGAAAUUUCGCUUCAAGAGAAUCCUGAAUGACGAUGCUCAUGCGAAAGUCGUCUACAUUGAGGGCCUGUUCGAAGGCGAUGAUCCGGCAGUGGUGAUACUCGAGAAGGUUCCUUUCGAGGAGCAGCAGUGUGCGGAAAUUCUGACUGAGUCUGGUGCUGGGAGCCAUGCGGAAACCUUCAGAAACGACAUCUAUUCCGGGUACAGAAUCCAGCCCGAGAAAAAGCUCAAUGAGAUCAAAGCCACGGUUAUAUACCCGGCAACGCCGAAACACAUCGAGAAAUACAGUAGACAGGAGUUCCACUACGUCAGAGAGACGGCGGAUAUUUACCGCGAGAAAGUCGCACCUUUCCUAGAGAAGAAUAGUUUCUCACUCCAAUGGGUCUACAACGUAUUAGACCGGAAGAAAGAGGAGGAAAAUAUUUUGUUCGAGGACAAGGACGAGAAACUGGGAUUCAUGCUCUGCAAGGACAUGAAGUGGGACAUGAAGUCGAAUGCAGAUCUCCACGCGUUGGUCAUAGCUCAUGACCGGACCCUGCAUUCGAUCCGAGAUCUCCGGCGGGAACAUAUCCCCCUCCUCGAAAAUAUCCGAGAAAAAUCGAUCACGCUCAUCGAGGAAAAAUUCGGAUUGGGCGAGGACAAACUCCUCAUGUACUUCCACUAUCCGCCAUCGUAUUAUCAGCUCCAUGUUCAUAUUGUUGCUCUCACAUUCGAGAACCCCCCAGGUGGAGGUUGUCAGAGAGGGCACCUGCUGGACACCGUGAAAUCAAACCUGGAGAUUUGUUCCGAUUUCUACGAUAGAGCAACCUUAUCCUACACUGUGCGCCACAGUGACCCUUUGCGCGAUGUCUUCUUCCCCGAGAAAACAGAUGACGAAAAGUCUAUAAUCGAUCCAACGCGGCAAUGCUAGGAUGUUAUCAGGUGGUCUACCUCCGAGUAUCGCCCUCAACGAGCUCGCGCUCCUGAGUGGCUUGAAAUUGUACACAAUUUCAAUUGUAUACAAGUGUACCUAUUGAAAUUUCUCUGUCCAUCUGGCUUAGUCCCCAAGAAUAAAUUGGAAUUUGAUCGAU